Messenger RNA from Schistosoma spindalis, 1302 nucleotides. Lineage: Eukaryota; Metazoa; Platyhelminthes; Trematoda; Strigeidida; Schistosomatidae. The record is from the annotation of a GenBank genome assembly.
GAUAUCUAUCAAUUUUGAAAAUUUGAAGAUUUCUACUGUUAGUUGAGUUUACCUGAUAUCAUCUUUUACAUGGAUUAUUUAACAAAUAUCAUAUUAUAUCUUAGCUUUUCUGGUGGAUUUUUAUUAUGCUAUUGUCUACGUCAUACCAUGAUGGGACACGUUUUAAAAUUUAUACUUUUGAAACCAGUGUCCGUAAUCUGGGUAACUAUACCAUUUGCGGUCAGAAAAAUGAUUUCAGAAACAAUCAUUUGGUUCUUAUUUGAGAGGCAUUGUGUUUAUCAAGUCGUUUAUCUAAGCUGUAUUAUUUUUGGACAUUAUAUAUUGAUAAUGGAUGUUAUAACUGUACUCUAUCGGUAUUCCUGGCUGGAGAACAAUCUGUUUCUUGGAUCUGGAUGUUUAUUCCUUAAUGGUCUGUCAUAUAUGUUGUUGUGUUUUAGUGAUCCAGGUUUUAUAACAUCACGAAAUAAAUCAGUUUAUGCACAUAUUUAUGAAUAUGAUAACUUUAUUUAUUCACCCAAACAAUGCACAAUAUGCUGUCAUAUAAUUCCAGCUAGAUCUAAACAUUGUUCUCGAUGUGACCGUUGCAUAUUUCGAUUUGAUCAUCACUGUGUUUGGACAAAUUGUUGUAUUGGUGGUCAAAAUCAUGGGCUUUUCAUAACAUUUUUAUUCUCUUUAUGCUUAAUGAUUGCCAAUGCCUUGUGGUUAACUUGUCGUAUGCUUUAUCUAUUCUCUGUUCAUGAAAAUUUAUGGCAAGCUCAUUACUUAGAUGAAUAUGAUCAAAUGCACCCAAUGGAUUGGUUAACAUUAUUACAACACUUGUUCAUGACAUUUCCUCGUGUUAUAGGGUUAACUGGCAUAUUAAUUGUAGCUGUAAUGUUAUUAAUUAAUUAUUUAACAUUUCAUAUUUGGCUUAUUUUGAUCAAUUGUACAUCAUAUGAAUAUUUUCAAGGGAAGAAGUUGAUUGCUAGUGAAAAUUGUUCAAUUAAAUAUGAUGAUGGUAAUGAUGACAGGGAGAAGAGUAGAAAGACAACAAACAAAAAGCGUCAUUUUCCUUUUACUUCAUUAUUCAACUGUAAGAUGGUGAUGAUGAUGACGGAAAGGACAAUGAUGCCUUCUAUCGUAAACCGACCAUUAAAGUCGAAUCACAGAUUAAGUGGACGAAAUCCAACCAGUACCUAUCGUAAUUUCUACAAUAAAGGUAUUAGAAAUAAUUUAUCGGAAAUGUAUACACAAAGUACAUCAUAUUCAUUACGGGAGUUGAAACAUCGUUUACCUGUACAGCUGGAAUUUAAAACUCGUUAA